UCGACUGGGGCGGCGGCUGAUGCUGGUCGUCGUCCGUCGAGGACUAGCGCUGCCGAAAAGCAUGCGACAUCAGCUGACCGGAAGCAAACGCGGGGGCGAGCUGCGAGCAGGAGCUCACCUGGCGACCUGUUGCUGCCUGCUGGGGAACGACGGCGACCUGCUGCUGUCUGCUGGGGAACGGCGGUGUCGGGAUGCUGCCUGCUGGUGCGGCCGACGGUGCACUCGAGAUGCCUGUCUCAGAUUGGAAUUGGAUCGAUGGAUGGACCGCGGACGCCCGCACGCCGAUUGGAUCUCCUCCUCCUUGGGCGGCUGCUAACUGGGUUGGGAUGGGACAGGAG
This is a messenger RNA of Zea mays, 338 nucleotides long. RefSeq lists its product as uncharacterized. The coding region runs from base 20 to 316 and encodes 98 amino acids. NCBI's taxonomy places the organism in Eukaryota, Viridiplantae, Streptophyta, Magnoliopsida, Poales, Poaceae. The record is from RefSeq and is a predicted model, not a curated record. The transcript has 3 exons.